Molecule: messenger RNA, 5375 nt
Organism: Closterium sp. NIES-67
Lineage: Eukaryota; Viridiplantae; Streptophyta; Zygnematophyceae; Desmidiales; Closteriaceae
Source: the annotation of a GenBank genome assembly
CAACUCGCAUGUCAAGUCGUCGUUUGUGUGUCGCAUGUGUUUUUUUCUAUUUUGUCGAGUGUGAAGUGUCCAUCGUGUCGCAGGUGUGUGCAGCAAGCCCCCGUCAACUCAAGAAGAAUUUAUCUUGCAGAUCCAAGAACAAGAGCUCAAGAUUUCAAGCCCAAGGAACGCGGAUAAAUAUUAAAUAGUGAAAAUAGUAACGUUACUUCGUGUAGUGUUACAUUUCACUUGGUGUAGCCCCUUGGAGGGUUGGUUUCGAGACUCUUCAUGGUUGGGGACUCUGUGGUGGUGUACCACCAACCUGGACCUCGGCUCUUGGGGUAUGUAGAGGCUGGGAGCCAUCUCCCUCUCGAACUCUUCUUGCUAAGUUUGUACUCCUAAGACUAUAGUGGCUACUGUACCUCCUGCCAGUCAAACCGCCAUAGCGUCGUCAAAUCUUCAUGGAAUUUUAUGAUUCAACUUCCUGCUGAUAGGCGACAACAACGCGCUCCAGAUCCAACUUACAGAUGACCGUUUCCUUCAGCCACCAGAUCGUUAUCAAUAUUUGAAGCCGUCUGACGGAAAUCCGGUUGUGCUCUCUAUCUCUCAUUAUAGGCACAUCUAAGCCUAUUAUCUGCCCCGUCUCUCACUCGAAGAUGUGAAGUGGGAAAUCUUACAAGAAGAUUUCCGCCGUCGCGAAUUGGCGGGUCCCGAUGGUGCCGGAGUUGCAAGCAUGGGCCGUGGGCACGGCCGUGGAAGGGGCAGAGGGCGAGGAGGAAGAUUUGGCAGCAGCUACUUCAAUGGAGGCCGUGGUAAUGGAGGAUAUGGCACCAACAACAACAACAAUGGCUACGGGCGUGGGCGCGGUCGAUUUGAUGGCGAAUGCCACUUUUGCCACAAGACCGGCCACAUGUGGAGAGAUUGCUUCAAACUACCUGAUGGCUGGACCCCUUCUCAAGGCCAAGAGGGCAGAGGAGCAAGGGGAGGAAGAGGCAGAGGUCGUGGAGGCCGUGGUGGUCAUGGAAGCGAAGCGGCAAGCAUGAAAGGUGGAGACUACGACAAGGACUCGAGUGAAGAUCGAUACCCGGGCCAAUUCUUCUUGGUCUCCACGCAAGCGGCAGCUGCAGCAGGAGGUGUGGAAGGCUUUGAGGAGCCAGCUACUGUGGGAAAGGUCACCCUUCACUCUCUGGACUUUUGGGUCAUCGUUAGCGGCGCCACCUACAGCAUGACACCUCGUGCGGACUUGCUCACCGAACUCGAACCGUCGCCGGUCAAGCAUGUUACAUCGGCUUUGGGGCAGCGAGCAGAGGUGAAGGGCAUGGGCAAGGCCAUGUUCAAGGGUGCUGAUGGGAAGAUGGUGGGCCUCAAGAACGUGCUUUUGGUGCCCAACUUAGCAGCCAACCUGAUUUCCGUUCGGCGUUUGCAAAAUGCCGGCAUGGACACAUCUUCCAAGGGAUCCAAAACCUAUACCGCAAGGCUUGGUGAGCGGAAGCUUUGGGACCUUCAUGAGGACAGGGACAUCUACAAUGAGAUGUGGCAAAUCCCAGUGGUCCCCAUGCCUAAAGAGAGGCAAGUGGCAGCAAGCGUCAGCACCAAGCGUGAAGCAGUUGGUGGCGGUGAUCACGGAAAGCAAAGUGACACCAAGAGUGACUCGAAGGAGUGCAACCUUGGAGAGACCAGCAAGGCGUGUGAACCCAAGGAGAAUGGUGCAGCAGCCAAAGGUGGUGGAAAUGAGGAGGAGAAGGCUAAGAUCAACAAAGCAGCAGCGGCGAAGGAGAAAGGAGAGAGCUUGUGGGGCACAAUUGCGAGUGCUGCUUUCUCCAACCCGACUUCCGCUACGGGAGAGUGUGAUUGGCUGACCUUGCAUCGGCGAAUGGGGCACGUGGCAUUGCCCAUUUUGCAGCAGAUUGUUAAGCAAGAGAUGUUCAGUGGAAUCCGUGUCAAGGGGGAGCCCAAUAAGGUGCUUGGCUGUCCAACAUGCAUGCAAGCCAAGUUCACCCGCUACCCGUUCCAUAGCUCGGAGACAACGGCGAAGGCACCACUUGAUGAGGUGGUGAUGGAUGUGGUGGGCCCCUUGAAGCUUGGAGCUGCUGGAGCAGAGUACUUCCUCACCAUUGUGGACGUCUACACUCGCAUGACUUGGGUGUAUGUGCUGCCCAAGAAGAGUGACGUAGCUGAAACGGUGAAGACCGAUUGGUUGCCGAUGGUGGAGCGGCAACAAGACCGACUUGUGAAGGCGAUUCGCACUGACCGUGGGGGAGAGUUCCUGAGCAAGGAUUUCUCAACUUGGCUAAAGAAUCAGGGCAUAAGGCACUCUCUUACCAUGCCCUACUCUCCUGCAAUGAACGGCAUCGCCGAGCGUGCGAAUCGGACACUCACGGAGACGGCACGGGGACUUCUCAUUGAAGCCGGUCUACCCAAUUACUUUUGGCCGGAUGCGGUGCGGCAUGCUUGUGUGGCCAAGAACAGAGCCUUGACUCAUGUGGGAGAAGACAAAUGGGUGCCCUAUGUGGAGUGGAUUGGAAGGAAGCCGAAGGUGGAUAUGCUUCGGGUGUUCGGGUGCAUGUGCAUGGCACUUGUGCCUAAGAAACUUCGGCACAACAAGCUUGAUGCCAAGGCAACAUGGGCCGUGCACCUGGGCAUGGCCCAAAACAGCAAGGGAUGGCUUCUAUGGGACCCAUUUACCAAGAAGUUCCUGGUGAGCAGAGAUUGCAAGUUCAUGGAGAACUUACCGUACAAGGAGUGGAAGGCGGAGAACCAAGCGAAGAUUGGUGUGCGGCUUGGAGAGGUGAAGAGUACCGGCUUGGAGCAUGUGGAGCUGCCCUUGGAGCUGAGUAGCAGCAGCACUAUCACAAGGCAAUCUCCUCAAAUGAAUGGGGAAGAAGAGGAGGAGGAGGUGCAGCAAGGUGAUGAGCGUGCACCGUCACUUCCGCCUCGUGCUACAAGUGCUCGCGCGAACGGACCAGAUUUGCAGCAACGCCAUGAGAGCAUCCAAGUCCCUGCAGCAGAGGAAGAGGGAAGGGGGAGAAGGAAGACUCAGCCCCCCAAUAGGUUGAGCUAUGAACGGCUUGGAGGACCAGCCAACUCAACCUUGACCGGUUCGGCCCUCAUGCUAGGCGAUGAUGCGGAAGAUGAAAGCGAGGAGUGCGCUUUUGCCUUCUUCUCUCCGGUGGAGAUACCGGGGGAGCCUACAAAUCCCAGGGAGGCUUGGGAGGGCCCCAAUGGGAAGGAGUGGAAGAAGGCCUCAGAUGAAGAAAUGGGGAGCAUCAUCGAGAACGACACGUUUGACUUGGUGAACCUACCUCCGGGGCGUAAGGCGAUUUCUUCCAAGUGGCUCUUCAAGCGCAAGACCGACGCCGACAGCAACAUUGAGCGCUACAAGAGCAGACUUGUAGCCAAGGGGUAUCAGCAGAAAGAGAAGAAGGACUACAAUGAAGUGUAUGCCCCUGUGGUGAAGGGUACAACCCUUCGAACCCUCUUCGCCUCGGCGGCCAUCAAAGGAUGGGUGGUGAAGCAAAUGGACAUUGUAACGGCCUUCCUCAACGGCGUUUUGGAGGAAGAGACCUACAUGGAGCAGCCAGAGGGGUACAAUGAUGGGAGUGGCAGAGUGUGGAAGCUGAAGAAAGCACUCUAUGGCCUCAAGCAAGCCCCUAGGCAAUGGUACAUCAAGCUGCGGGAAGUCUUGGAGGCGAUCGGCUUCACUCCCUCAACGGCCGAUCAAUCCUUGUUCAUGCUUGGCGAGGGGGAGCAGAGGAGCUUCAUGGUGGUUUAUGUGGAUGACAUCCUCAUAUUCUCACCCUCCUCUGACCUUGUGAAGGAGGUGAUGCUGAAGCUUCAAGACAAGUUCAAGUGCAAGACCCUUGGUGACGUCAACUACUACCUUGGGCUUCACAUUGAGCGAGAUGUGGAGAAGCGGUGGAUGCGAGUGCAUCAAAAGAAGUACUUGGAGGCCUUGGCUUCAAACUUUGGGAAGAGUGAAGGUCAUAUGGCUACUCCUCUUCCCUCAGGGUUCAAGUGUGUGAAAGGACCAGCGGAGGAAAGUGUUGGUGAAGAGGAGAGGCGGCGUUUUCACUCCUUGGUGGGCAGCCUCAUGUAUGCGGCCGUUCACACAAGGCCGGAUGCAGCCUUUGCUACCGGGCAGCUGGCUAGGGUUGUCCAAUGCCCUAAUGAGGAGCAGGUAGCAGCUGGAGAGAGGGUGGCCAAGUACCUUGGCCAAACAGCAACUGUUGGACUGCAAUACUCCGCGGCGGCACAAAGGCGUCGAAAGGGUGCGGAUGGAGUCGAACCCGGGAGGCUCUUUCUCACCGCCUUCUCUGAUGCAUCUUGGGCAUCAGAACCAGAGGACAUGACAAGUGUGAGAGGCUUCAUCUGCUGUGUUGGUGGAGGACCAACAGCUUGGGAGAGCAAGAAACAAGUGGACCAAGCAUUGAGCUCGGUGGAGUCCGAGUACAUGGCACUCUUCCGUGCCAUAAGAGAGGUUGUGUGGCAGCGGCGUUUGCUAGCUGAAUUGGGGGAGGAGCAGCAAGGACCUACCCCACUCUAAUGUGAUAGCCAAGGUGCUAUUGCAUUGGCAAAGAGCCCCGUUCUUCAUGGUCUUACCAAGCACAUGAAGGUGAAGUGGCAUUGGGUGAGGAGCAUGGUAACCGCGGGUGAAGUGGAGUUGCACUACGUGAAGACGACGGCGCAGCCUGCUGAUAUGAUGACCAAGAGGCUGGUUGAGCAGCAGCAUUGGAAGUGUUGCAAGCUUGCAGGGAUGGCUCUGAACUAAGGGGAGCAGAUUCUAAGGCCAACAAUCCGAGGGGAAGUUUGUUGGUGCAACCCUAUGGCUUGCACUCGGCUUGUCGUUCUUGCUUGUGUGUGUGCAUGCAUGGCAUGGAAUGAAUUGUGAGCCUAUGUCAUUGCUAUCCAGUGCUUGUGUGUGUGUUUGAAUGGUGUAUCACAAUGUGGUUUGUGUCGGUCAAGACAUUAGCGAGUUUUGACAACUCGCAUGUCAAGUCGUCGUUUGUGUGUCGCAUGUGCUUUUUCUAUUUUGUCGAGUGUGAAGUGUCCAUCGUGUCGCAGGUGUGUGCAGCAAGCCCCCAUCAACUCAAGAAGAAUUUAUCUUGCAGAUCCAAGAACAAGAGCUCAAGAUUUCAAGCCCAAGGGACGCGGAUAAAUAUUAAAUAGUGAAAAUAGUAACGUUACUUCGUGUAGUGUUACAUUUCACUUGGUGUAGCCCCUUGGAGGGUUGGUUUCGAGACUCUUCAUGGUUGGGGACUCUGUGGUGGUGUACCACCAACCUGGACCUCGGCUCUUGGGGUAUGUAGAGGCUGGGAGCCAUCUCCCUCUCGAACUCUUCUUGCUAAGUUUGUACUCCUAAGACUAUAGUGGCUACUGUACCUCCUGCCAGUCAAACC